AUGGGUUCCAGCAACAGCAUGGAGGACCUCGCCGAAAGACAACUCUUUCACGAAGCAAACGGAAACCCUGCCCCCGAUCGUAACGAGCGUGGCAUUAUCGCGGCUGGGGGUAUGGACACCUACACAACUAUCAUUUCAGGACAAGCUGCCUCUAUUCUUAUGCCUUUCAGCGAUGCUAAGAAAUGCAAAUUGAUGAUUGACCUCCAGUGGAAUCUCAUCCAGAUCGCGGCCAUGAGUGGCGGGGCCAGAUAUCCUGCUGCUUCCACAGCCUGCUGUUUACGAUCCCUGGAAGCGUUUGAGACGAUAUAG
This is a messenger RNA of Fusarium graminearum PH-1, 309 nucleotides long. RefSeq lists its product as uncharacterized. The transcript has a single exon. The record is from RefSeq and is a predicted model, not a curated record. Lineage: Eukaryota; Fungi; Ascomycota; Sordariomycetes; Hypocreales; Nectriaceae. Bases 1 to 309 code for a protein of 102 amino acids.